This is a messenger RNA of Trichobilharzia szidati, 534 nucleotides long. The record is from the annotation of a GenBank genome assembly. NCBI's taxonomy places the organism in Eukaryota, Metazoa, Platyhelminthes, Trematoda, Strigeidida, Schistosomatidae.
AUGACGAGCCCAGUUGUCCAACAACCAGUGGCUCUGGUUAGUUCAGUGUCCUUUGGCCCGAAUCCUGCAUCACUUCCAUGCAAUAUUUGUAUGAAUAAGAUCACCACUACCGUAAACUAUCGGAGAGGCAUAUGCACUUGGCUGGCAUGCAGUGGAAUAGCAUUGGUUGGAGGGAUACUUGGUUGCUGUUUAAUACCAUUCUACGUGAAUUCCUGUAAGGAUGCAUACCAUAGCUGUCCAGAGUGUGGAACUUUGCUUGGAGUUUAUAAACGUAUUUAAAAUUUGAACAUAUGUUUCUUCUGUUAGCACUUACAAAAGCUAAUUCUCUAUCUAAUGCAAUUUGUGAUCUGUCGUUCAAAGAUAAGCCUCUUUUUUUCAAGUUAAUUUAAUAAGUCGAAAUACAGAAAAGUAAGCAGUAUGAAGAUUCUAUUCUAACCGUUUGUUUGUAUCACAUUUGUAUUGUUAAAGCAGCAUAACACAUUGUGACUUUAUUCUCAUUACUUAAAUUAACUUAUAUUCAUCAUUAGAUUACCA